AUGCCUGCCAUUCCCCCGUCAGACAUCCCAAAAACUGCUGGUCCGAUUCUGUUGGGAUACCUCCUGAAUUAUGGUCUCCACGGUGUCCUUACGGUCCAGACGUACAACUAUUACAACGCCUUUCCAAAUGACCCCACUAAAGUCAAAGCUGUCGUUUACGGCGUGUAUAUCUUAGAGACGAUCCAAACUGUCAUGAUCACCUGGGACGCGUUCCAGUAUUUUGCCUUCGGAUUUGGGGACGCAUCGGUAUUGAGUCAGGAAAAUUUAGUUUGGUUUGACGGUUGUAUCAUGGACGGGGCAGUUGCAUUUGUGGUACAAACGUACUACGCUCACAGGAUUCAUCUGUUGUCAAAGUCAAAAGUGCUGAUGGGUGUGAUUGUAUUGAUGGCACUCGUGCAAUUCGGGGGUGCCAUCGCCACAGCAGCUAUAGGGAAAAUGGUCGGUCAGUUUUCGAAUCGAGACAAAGAUUUCGUUGCAGCAGGCAUCUGGUUAGGAGGAAGCGCAGCAUGCGAUAUUGUGAUAGCAGUUUCGAUGACCUACAUUCUGUCCAGUUGCGAUCCAGGAUAUCAGGAUACAAAGGACGUUUUGUAG
This is a messenger RNA of Marasmius oreades (fairy-ring Marasmius), 591 nucleotides long. RefSeq lists its product as uncharacterized. The coding region runs from base 1 to 591 and encodes 196 amino acids. The record is from RefSeq and is a predicted model, not a curated record. The transcript is spliced from 5 exons. Lineage: Eukaryota; Fungi; Basidiomycota; Agaricomycetes; Agaricales; Marasmiaceae.